AUGGUUUUUAAACGUAAAAAACGUCCAGAAAUAUCUAAACCAACGAAUUUUCAGCAUUUACGUAAAACAUACUUUGAUCUAAAUAGUCAAACAUUAAAAGAUUUACCACCACAGUGGGCAAGUAUCUUAACAGAUGAAGACAUAUCACGAACAGCAAUGGCUGCAUACGAACGUCAAAGACAACGCGAACAACAACGCGAACAACAAUAUUCAAGUCAACAACCACGACCGAAACCAUUCAUUGGUGAUCCUUGUUUUUUAACACCAGCUGAUCUUCAAUUUCUUAAAUCUCAAACAAUUGUUCGUGGUUCAGGAUCAAGUCAACAGUCAUUAACAAACCACCGGGAAUUGAGUCCACCGAAAAUACCGGACGAAUAUCAUUAUCAUUCUCAUAAUCAACUCGUACAAAUUCCACGUAAUACUCAUCUCGAUCGUCUCUAUAAUAUAAAAACACCUGAACCAACCGUUGAUAAUCGUAAACCAUCAGCUCCAAACUAUCAAAAUGAUUUAUUACUUCCAUCGAAUGGAAAACACAAACAAGCAACAUCACCUAUUGUUGUUACACCUCGAGAAAAAAUCGAUGGAAAUACAAAAUUAUCACUUGAAGAUUUCAUUUUUGCAUUGCAAAAAGUUGUCAGUCAAUCCGAUCCUCGGGCCAUGUACGAUCAUUUUGUUAAGAUUGGCGAAGGAUCAACAGCUAAUGUUUACAUAGCUAUUGAUAAACACUAUGGUACACAAGUUGCUAUCAAACAAAUGAAUAUUACUAAACAACAACGAAAAGAACUUCUGUUUAAUGAAGUAAUGAUUAUGCGUGAUUAUAAACAUCCAAAUAUUGUUGAAAUGUAUGGUUCGUAUUUAGUCGAUAGUGAAUUAUGGGUUGUAAUGGAAUAUCUUGAUGGUGGUGCACUAACUGAUUUACUUGUCACACCAUCGGGUGAAAUAAGAAUGAAUGAACAACAAAUUGCAACUGUCUGUAAAGCAGUUCUUAAAGCUCUUGCUUAUCUCCAUUCGCACGGUGUUAUCCAUCGAGAUAUAAAAAGCGAUUCAAUAUUACUUUCAACGGAUGGUUUUGUUAAAUUGAGUGAUUUUGGUUUUUGCGCACAAGUUAUGAAUGAGAAAAAAGCACAAGUUAUUAAAAGAAAAUCAUUAGUUGGCACACCUUAUUGGAUGAGCCCUGAAGUCAUAUCAAGAACACCCUAUUCAACGGAAGUCGACAUUUGGUCAUUGGGUAUUAUGGUUAUGGAAAUGAUUGACGGUGAACCACCGUAUUUCAAUGAACAACCAUUAACUGCUAUGCGUAAAAUUCGCGAUCAGCCUCCACCAAAAUUAAAGAAUCCUCAUAAAACUUCAUCACUUUUACAAGGUUUUCUUGGUCGAUGUUUAAUACGUGAUCCAUCUCAACGUGCAACAGCUAUUGAUUUGCUUGAUCACCCAUUUCUUCGUCACGCUGGUAAUCCAUCGUGUCUUCAAACCCUUUUAUCAGAACAAAUGAUUGCUAAAGGAAAUUUACAUAUGUCAUGA
Messenger RNA from Rotaria socialis, 1521 nucleotides. NCBI's taxonomy places the organism in Eukaryota, Metazoa, Rotifera, Eurotatoria, Philodinida, Philodinidae. The record is from the annotation of a GenBank genome assembly.